CUGAUCAGCAGAGGUGCGGCUCUUCAACUUAAAAUAGGUUGUGUCAAAGCAGUGCCUGUCACUAUCUGACACCUGCGAGAGAAUCUGAAGCGAAAGACUUGGACGCUUUCUUUUCUUUUCCCAAUUGAAUCGUUUACUUUGAGUCUGCACUGGGGAUAUACAGGGAAGGACGACCGCAGAUUUCACUUUUGCGCUCAGAUUGUUCUUCCCGUCUCUCUCGGCAUGGCUUCAACAACCUGCACCAGGUUUACCGACGAAUAUCAGCUGUACGAAGAACUGGGAAAAGGAGCUUUUUCUGUGGUGAAAAGAUGUAUGAAAAACUCUACUGGUCAGGAAUAUGCUGCCAAAAUCAUCAACACAAAGAAGUUGUCUGCCAGGGAUCACCAAAAGCUGGAACGAGAGGCCAGAAUUUGUCGCCUGCUCAAGCAUCCCAACAUUGUGCGGCUUCAUGACAGUAUAUCAGAAGAAGGAGUCCACUACCUCGUCUUUGAUCUAGUCACAGGAGGAGAACUGUUUGAAGAUAUUGUUGCCAGAGAAUACUACAGUGAGGCUGAUGCCAGUCACUGCAUACAGCAGAUUCUAGAGAGUGUUAAUCAUUGUCACCUAAAUGGCAUUGUACAUCGAGAUCUGAAGCCAGAGAAUCUUCUUUUAGCCAGUAAACUCAAAGGAGCAGCAGUGAAACUGGCUGAUUUUGGGCUGGCCAUUGAGGUACAGGGAGACCAACAAGCAUGGUUUGGUUUUGCUGGAACUCCCGGUUAUUUGUCUCCUGAGGUGCUGCGGAAGGAGCCGUAUGGCAAACCAGUGGACAUGUGGGCAUGUGGUGUCAUUCUUUACAUUCUUCUGGUGGGUUACCCUCCAUUCUGGGAUGAAGACCAACACCGACUUUACCAGCAGAUCAAAGCUGGUGCUUAUGAUUUUCCUUCUCCCGAGUGGGACACAGUGACACCCGAGGCCAAAGAUUUAAUCAAUAAGAUGUUGACUAUAAACCCUGCUAAACGCAUCACAGCCGCUGAGGCCCUCAAACACCCUUGGAUCUGCCAACGUUCCACUGUAGCGUCCAUGAUGCACAGACAGGAGACUGUCGAAUGCCUGAAGAAGUUCAAUGCCAGAAGGAAACUUAAAGGUGCUAUCCUUACCACCAUGCUUGCUACACGGAACUUCUCAAGCAAGAAUCCAUACAAGAAGCCUGAUGGUGUUAAGAUCAACAACAAAACCAACGUAGUCGCCAGUCCUAAAGAGCCAGUCCCCUCUCCUGCUCUGGAGCCUCAAACUACUGUUAUCCACAAUCCAACUGAUGGAAAGGAAUCGUCAGAGAGUGCCAACACCACUAUUGAAGAUGAAGACAUUAAAGCCAGGAAACAGGAGAUCAUUAAAGUCACAGAGCUGCUGAUUGAAGCGAUUAAUAAUGGAGAUUUUGAAGCGUACACGAAGAUAUGUGACCCUGGGCUGACCUCUUUUGAACCGGAAGCUUUGGGAAACCUCGUGGAGGGGACAGAUUUCCACAGGUUCUACUUUGAAAACUCUCUCUCCAAAGGCCACAAACCCAUCCAUACUAUCUUGCUGAAUCCUCAUGUGCACCUGAUCGGGGAGGAUGCGGCGUGCAUUGCUUAUAUACGGCUCACCCAGUACAUGGAUGUUGACAGUAUGCCUCGCACCAUGCAGUCAGAGGAAACCCGCGUCUGGCACCGUCGUGACGGCAAAUGGCAGAACAUCCACUUCCACCGGUCUGGCUCGCCAACUGUGCCCACCAAGUGAGAUCGAAUGGCCUACAGAGCCCAUCUGCUGAUAUCAAAACAUCAAUUGAGCUUCAACAAGUGUAUGCCACACCACAACCAUGAUCUUCACUGUUUGAUCUACUGUACCAGAGUCUUGUUUACAUAUCGUUACUGCUGGAUUAUAGAAUAGAGAGGGAUGGAGAAUCAUUUUAUAUUAGGAUGUGGCAUUUAUGUGCAUGUGUGCGUGCAUGUAUGUGUGUGUGCGAGUAUUGAGUAUGCUAUUUACACACUAUACUCAUUAUGUGGAAUGCAUGUUCUUACUAAGUACUUUAAUCUUUUUUAAAGGGUUACAUUUUUGUAUAGCAUAAGCAUUAUGGAGCCAUUUGUUAGUAAACUGUUUGUGUACAUGGAUAUAUUUUGAUUGAUAAAUAAUUCAAAGAUUGUUUUACAUGUAAUCACAGGGAGAAAAUGAGAAGAUGCCAAGUUGUAAAUUAUAUGAAGAAAAAAAAAGCCAAAAAAAAAAACAAAAAAAAAUGUGUGCAUAUAUGAACUAAGAAUUUGUUGCAUUAUAACAGUGACAUCCGUAAUCCAAGUUAGACAUCUGUAAUUGUCUAGCAAACAGUGGAGUUUCCAAAAUAUUGUAGUUUUUUUUUGUUUUUUUUGUGCUUUUCUAAAUUUUUGAUCGACAAAUAUAAUGGCAGAGAAUUUACUUAUUACUUCAAAUGACAAAAAUGAUCUUGCUUAUGAUUUUCAGUGACGUACAACAUUUUGUGAAGUUUUGUGAAGUGCUAUUCUUGCUUUACACUUUGGAGUAUUAACGGUUUAAUGUUAGCAUACUAAGGAGAGUUGUGCUAUUUUAUGGGCUAGUUUUAAAAAAGAAAUUACAAGGGGAAUCAGCUUAGCUAGUGUUUUGUUAUUUUAAAUGUCUUCUGCUUAUAAAAUAUUCAAACAUUUUCAACAACAUACAACUUAUAAUGGGAAAAGAAUGUAACAUAACUCAUGAUAGACUGUACAAUACGUGCUCAUACACUCAUUUUAAGAAACACAAAUGGCUCGUAAAUCCACACAUAGCCUAUGCUCUUUUCUAAAACCUAGUGUGCAUUUUAAGGCAUCUUAAUUAUGCUGCCUCCUAAGAUACCUUGUUUGGACCAGAUUCAAAGGCAGCAUCAAAUGGCUUCUUUACAGAGAAAGCAAAGCCAAGAAUGCAUUGUGACAAGGUGAGUGAAAAAUAAAUCCAUGAUUGCGAGAGAAAUGCUGAUUAUAAAUAUACUUUAUAUUUCAUUUAUUGGUAAAAUCUAGCGAUAAAGAAAUUCGUUCUGUGUAAUAAAAAUGGGUUAUUUUAUCCAA
This is a messenger RNA of Myxocyprinus asiaticus (Chinese sucker), 3062 nucleotides long. It is a transcript of the gene camk2d1, whose product is annotated as calcium/calmodulin-dependent protein kinase (CaM kinase) II delta 1. Gene Ontology annotation, biological process: protein phosphorylation. Gene Ontology annotation, cellular component: neuron projection; cytoplasm. Gene Ontology annotation, molecular function: ATP binding; calmodulin binding; calcium/calmodulin-dependent protein kinase activity. The transcript is spliced from 20 exons. Bases 223 to 1755 code for a protein of 510 amino acids. The record is from RefSeq and is a predicted model, not a curated record. Lineage: Eukaryota; Metazoa; Chordata; Actinopteri; Cypriniformes; Catostomidae.